Molecule: messenger RNA, 1444 nt
Organism: Prorocentrum cordatum
Lineage: Eukaryota; Dinophyceae; Prorocentrales; Prorocentraceae
Source: the annotation of a GenBank genome assembly
AUGGCUACGGUCGUGGCAAAAUGUCGGCCGCCUCCCGAGAGAGCAGCGCCUGCGGUAGCGGACCCCCCUGGCCACAGCCAUGCUCGGUUAUUUGGUAUGCUUCCUACUUCUUGCGCCCUGCAUGUAUCUGCUGCUGAACUGCGUGGUACCUCGCGUACUCGGCGUGCAAGACCUCAAGAAGAAAUACGGCGCGACUUGGGCCUUGGUGACAGGACCGCGGCUCGUCCGGCAUUGGCAAAGAGCUGGAAGCUGCUGUCGCAGGGGCUGAACGUGGUGAUCGUGGCGCGCGGGGAGCCGGUUUUCGAUGAGACAGUGAAGGAGUUCAAGAAGCUGUUUCCGAAGCAGGAGGUUCGGCAGGUGAAGGCUGACCUCUCCGACGGCAGCGGGGCAUGGAUGGCUGACGUGAAGGAGGCCACCAAGGACGUCAGUGUGCAGAUCGUCUUCAACAACGCUGGUUUCAUCCUCACCGGCUUCUUCGAGCAGCACCCCGCUGAGAAGCAGCUGGCCAAUUUCCACUGCAACCUGACGGCGAACGUUCUUCUGACUCACCAUUUCUACAGCGAGAUGUUGAGCAAGGGCCUGAAAGGCUGCAUCGUGUACACCAGCUCCAGCGCUGGCUUCAUCCCGAACCCUUUCGCGGCCAUGUACGGAUGCACCAAGGCUGGAGUGUCGGAGUUGGCGGCCAGCCUGGCCGUGGAGGGCAAGUCCAGAGGCAUCGACGUGCAUUCGGUGCACCCGAGCCCAGUCAACUCGCGCUUCACCUCUGGGGGCGGCAACGACAUCAAGGUUACGAAGAUCGAGGCCAUGACGGCAGCGUAUAAGUUUGCGACAGGAGACCAGAAGUGUUGCCAGACCAGAUCUUCUCUUGCUUGGGCAGGGCUCCAGUGAUGAUCGACCUCGGCGGCACCUCAGGAAGGCCUGGGAGGAUUUGCUUGGUCGAAACGCCCGAAACGCUUCCAAACUCCCAAUUGUCCAAGGGGGAGAUUUCGGCCUCCACUCUCCACUCUGGAUGUUCUUUUGCUGUAGCGUGAGCAUUUGGGGAAUUAAUUAGGAUGGUCGACGAGGUUGGGGGGCCUCUGGGUAGGUGGAAGCAGUUCAUGAGGCGGACCUGGAAGGUUAGUCAGGUAGAGGCACCCCAUGUCCUUCGCAUCCGGGUGUUGUGAAGAUGACGCGGCGGGCGUUCUUGCCCUGUUGCGGGCUGGGCCCUCAUGGAUCGACUUGGUUCGAAAGAACACGUGCAAGGAUGCGGCCGGCUCUGCGUGAUGUUGUUUGUAGCAUUGCAGGCUUUUCGACGCGGGAUGUCGAGGUCGGGAGCCGAGCGAGCGAGCGGGGUUCCAGGGCUGAGGCGCUCCCGCGCCGCUCUGUUCCGGGCCAGAUCCCCGGAUCAGAUGGCAGCACGCUCGCUCGCUCGUUGCAUUCCCGCACUCAACCUUUAGGCCUCCCC